UAAGUAAGGAAGUGCCUGUGCUUCGCUCACAAACCAGCAUUCAAGCGGAGUCUAACGGAGACAGCAACGUUGUUUAGUCUACAGUAAAGCUGUACCUGAAAACAAAAAGUAGCAGGUACUGUUCCGUUCAUAGAAGCCAUUCGUUAUCGUCAUGGAAUCGCUGCAGAAAAUCUUUUAAGAAUACCAGGAACACUGUGUCACAGAAGAGCACAAAAAGAGCACCAUCUGCUUAAUUUCAUGUCCAGAACCGGCAAGAGUUGGAGGGGGGCUGAUUCUCCAACCUUGCCUGUCCUGUGCGUUUGAGCGAAACCUGUAUCAAUGUGCCUUUUGCACACGUCUGGAAUAUUUCAGAUUUAAACAUUUUAACCAUUUUGAGGCAAUUCAAAUUCUAGUAGACGACUAGUGCUGUAGUCUGGGUGAUGCUUUUUGUUUUUUAGUUGGUGAUGUUGGGAUGAUGGCGGAGGAGGUACAGGCUACCGAAGCACGAACGGGACUUUUACUUAAUCAAGCAGCUGCGGUACCGGUCGGGACAGAGAUAGUGGGGUUAAACAACAAUGACGCCGUGCUUCUUUCGUCGAGUACUCGAGCAUUUCUGGACGUUGCUGCAGCUGCGGCGGCCGUAGGUACCGCGCACCCCGUCGUCGGAGCCGAGGCGGUGUGCACCAAUGGAAGAUACAAAGAACACGGCAGUCCCAGGGCUGGCAGCAGAAGCCGGGAUAAUUCCAAUGAGAGGAGUCAGGGAGGCUUGAUCACACCUUGCAGCAUCAUGAAGGAUGGCUCCAAGCAGAAGCAAGUGCGGAAGAAGACGGUGUCGUUCAGCACCAUGCCGAACGACCGCACGAUCAACAGCACUGCGGCCUGCAUGGCCUUCAUGAUGGAGGGCUGCGAGAUGAAGAAGGUGCGCUCCAAUUCGCGCAUGUACAACCGCUACUUUGUGCUGGACUCGGACAUGCGCUGGCUGCGCUGGGAGCCCUCUAAGAAGGACUCCGAGAAGGCCAAACUGGAGAUCAAGAGCAUUAAGGAGGUACGGCUGGGAAAGAAGACCCCUGUGCUGCGUAGCAACGGCCUCUCUGACCAGUUUCCAGAGGAGUGUGCGUUCUCCAUCAUCUACGGGGACAACUAUGAGUCCCUGGACCUGGUGGCCAGUACAGCUGAUGUGGUCAACACAUGGGUGAUGGGCCUUCGCUACCUGGUCUCCUAUGGUAGGCAUACAGUGGGCAUUGUCGAACCCAGCCAGCCUAGCUUAAGGACCUCUUGGAUUGGUUCGGUGUUUGAGGUAGCCGAUUUGCAGAAAGAGGGACACAUCGACCUGUCCAUAGCCACCCAAAUCAUAAGGGGACUGAACCCUGGCAUGAAGGCAUCACGAAUAGAGCUGAAGUUCAAGGAACUUCAGAAAACAAAAGAUCAGUGCAGGGAGGAGAUAACCAUUGACACGUUCACCGAAGCCUACAGUGAGCUGUGCACACGCCCAGAGAUCUUUUUUCUUUUAGUGCAGUUCUCCAGCAAUAAGGAGUACCUGGACUGCAAAGACCUGAUGCUCUUUGUGGAGGUGGAGCAAGGAAUGGAAGGGGUGACGGAGGAUAUGUGCAUGGAGAUUGUCCGUAAGUUCGAGCCAUCCUCGGAGGGCAAGGAACGGGGAUACCUAUCUAUUGAUGGCUUUACGCACUACCUCCUCUCAUCCAAGUGCCACAUCUUCGACCCUCAGCACAAACGAGUCUGCCAGGACAUGACGCAGCCUCUCUCCCACUAUUAUAUCAACUCUUCGCACAAUGCAUCCCUCCUGGAGGACCACUUCUGGGGCUCCUCAGAUAUCAAUGGCUACAUUAGGGCACUGAAGAUGGGCUGCCGGAGCCUUGAGGUGGUGGUCUGGGAUGGCCCGGACAAUGAGCCCCACAUCUACGUGGGAAGCUCCAUCGCCUCUCAGGUGGCCUUCUGCAAGGUCCUGGAUGUCAUCAAUCAGUAUGCUUUUGAGAACUCGGAGUAUCCCCUCAUCCUCUGCCUGGUAACUCACUGCUGCAUUCUACAGCAGAAGGUCAUGGCACAGCACCUGAAGAAGAUCCUUGGGGACAAACUGUUUGUGGACUUCCCUAACUCUGAAGAACAUUACCUACCUUGCCCUGAGAAGCUGAAAGGAAAGGUCCUUCUGAAAGGUAAGCGGUUGCCCUAUAACUGCCCUGAUUCUGAAGGAGAUGUUACUGAUGAAGAUGAGGGCAUGGAGAUGGCGAGGAGGGUAGGGGCAGAGGAGAACGACCAGCUUAACGGGAUCGGAUCCAGGCGGCUGAGGUUGUGCAAAGAGCUCUCCGAUCUGGUCUCCCUCUGCAGGUCAGUGCAGUUCAAAGACUUUGAGUCGUCAAAGAGAUACCAGAAUUACUCUGAAAUGUGCUCUUUCAAUGAGGUUGAUGCUAACAGAUUUGCCAAUGAAUACCCAGAGGACUUUGUGUGCUACAACAAGAGGUUCCUUUCUAGGGUCUUCCCCAGCCCCAUGCGUAUUGAUGCCAGCAACAUGAAUCCUCAGGACUUUUGGAAGUGCGGAUGUCAGAUUGUAGCUAUGAAUUUCCAGACACCUGGUCUGAUGAUGGACCUCAACUUAGGAUGGUUCCGGCAGAAUGGAAACUGUGGUUAUGUUCUCCGGCCUGCCAUCAUGAGAGAGGAGGUGUCGUAUUUCAGUGCCAAUGCCCGGGACUCCUUGCCGGGUGUUUCCGCCCAGCUACUGCACAUUAAGCUUAUUAGUGGGCAGAACUUGCCCAAGCCAAAGGGGUCAGCUGCCAAGGGGGAUGUAGUGGAACCCUACAUAUAUGUGGAGAUCCAUGGAAUCCCUGCUGACUGUGCUGAGCAAAGGACUAAGACUGUAUCCCAGAAUGGGGACAACCCGAUAUUUGAUGAGAGCUUUGAGUUCCAGAUCAACCUUCCCGAGCUAGCAGUGCUGCGCUUCGUGGUACUGGAUGAUGACUACAUCGGGGAUGAGUUCAUUGGCCAGUACACCAUCCCCUUUGAGUGUCUACAGCCUGGAUACCGCCAUGUUCCCUUGCAGUCUUUAACUGGAGAGUUUCUGCUGAACACCACUCUCUUUGUGCACAUCGCCAUCACCAACCGGCGAGGUGGGGGCAAAUGUCAGAAACGAGGACUUUCAGUAAGGAAGGGCAGGAAGGCCCGCGAGUACACAUCCACAAAAACUACUGGGAUCAAGGCGGUAGACGAGCUCUUCAGGGCAUCCACUCAACCCCUGCGAGAAGCCACGGACCUCAGAGAAAACGUGCAGAAUGCUUUGGUGUCCUUCAAGGAGCUGUGUGGCUUGACCCCCGCCGCCAACAUGAAGCAGUGCAUCCUGACCGUGUCCACCUGGCUCCUGAACAGCGAGCGGGCUCUCCAAGUCACCGUCAAUCUCAGUGAGGCCUACCCCACCAUGGAGGCCCAAGGCCCCGUUCCUGAGCUACUGCGCAAGGUCCUCACUGCCUACGACACGAUGAUCCAGACAAGCCGCACGCUGAUCGACUCUGCCGAUGCCGUCUACGCCAAGAUCAUGCAAGCACAACGAGCAGGGUUGGACUUCCAUGUGGAUCUCCACAGGAUCGGAGCGAAGGAGGGGCUCAAAGGCCGGAAAUUGCAGAAGGCCACAGAGAGCUACGCUUGGAAUAUCACCGUUCUGAAGGGCCAGGGGGACCUCCUCAAGCACGCCAAGAACGAGGCGCUGGACACCCUGCGUCAGAUCCACUACGCCGCCCAGUCCUCCGGCCUCAGCAAGAACGGGGCCGCGUCCUCCUCCCCUGAGCUCAUCCGCGGCCGGGCCGGGCUGGACCCCAUCACCGAGACCGAGACGGGCAGCGACACCGGAUCCUGCUGAACCCCAAACCCCCACCGGAACCAGCGGACCUCCAGCCAGAGAGCGGGGGAAGGGCUGGGGAGGGAGGGAGGAGCGGCGUUGUUUGGAGACGGUGCUGGACUUGGAAGAGAAAGAGAAUGUGGUAGGCAUAGGAGGUAAGGGCAGAGGAGAAGUGAAAGAUAAAGGGAAAAAGAGCGAAGGCCGAAAUUGCAGUCGCUGAAACCGGCUAAUAGUACUUUGAAUUACUCUUUUUUUAUUUUUAGAGUGAAGGAGAGAGAGAUUGAAACACACUGUAAGGCGUUUCAUUGCUCACCAGUGACCCCCUCUGGUGAAUCAGGGAAAUUGCAUUCUGCUGACUCAAGUAGCAGAUGAAGUGUCUUCCUCUGACACAAACAAGAUCAGCUUAAAAGCAGCGGUGGUUUCACGUGACACACGUUGGAGUCGAGCACAUGCCCUGUCUCUGCUCACCCAAAUGGUGGAGGCUACAACAAUGAACAUAGCUGGUGAACAUUACUGGUUAUUCCACAUUGGGAGAAAAGAUUUGAAUGGCGUAAAAACGAGGCAGGAGGAAAUUGAAUUGUAUGUGUAACGGGAGUCUCCACUGGAUGUGAGAGAAUAAUAUCUCCAGCUUCCUCUGUUUGGCCCUUACCCAUAUCUCUCUCUGGGUCCACACUUACUGCUCGUGCUCUGGACCAAAAACAGCACACUCGCACACACUGGUCUGGGAGGACCUGACAAACAAACGCAGUGGAUUUGGCAUUACAGACUGCAGAGUUCCCUGAAAGGGUUACCCUGGGACUAUGGACAUUUCCCUAUCUCUUUCUCUUUCUGUUUUAAAAGUCCCUGUCUGUCUCCUGUGUCGGCCUUGUGCUGUCCUCAAAACCCCAUUGUGUGAGAUAACCUGGAGGCUAGACUGGAUGCUGACAGGAUGCACGUUUGCCUCCCAAGUGGGGAGAAAGUAUGCUUUGCGCGCAGCUGACCUAUGAACCCGGAAGGAGAAACAACAGGCUCCGAGUGCUUCAUAAGGCCCCUGUACCCCCCUUCCUAUCACCCGCUUCUCAGUCAACAAAGCAUCUGGGGCUUGCCCCCCUCUUCAUUAUUUUUUUUGCCAUGUAAGGUAUUCCUCUGUGGGAGCUCAGCGCUCCUUCUGCACAGGCUCUGACAGGCAAAGACUGGAGUGUGUGGCAACGUCUGCCGCCAGCUGGGUUUUAACUGGAAAACCUGGUUCACUUGGACAGGUGCCAUCUUGUUCAAUGUCAAUGAAAGAGCCCGAAGUCCAGACUGUGGGAGAAUUCUGCUGUCAGAAGACAACUGACUAGAAGGAACAGGAGCAAAGGCCACUGAAUAUCAGAACUGUGAACAACCAUUUCCGACAACAGACUUUCCCCAGAGACCAUCCCUGAUUAGUAUUCUUACUGUUACUAUUAGUGCUGAUAUUCAUAUUGUUUUGUAUUUGAUCUGACACCUGGUGACGGCUCUGUCGAGACAAUGGUUUGGAAGGAGUACGAGAUUGGAACCGUGUUAGCCAACUGAAGCUCAAAGUCAUGAAUAAAUCACCUGAUGUCAACUUUUCUGCGCAGUGACUGUGAAUAUCGUACUGUACAACAUUCUCCAGACCGUGGCCGAUUAAAACUGGCUUACUUGUCUUGUGGCCUCAUUUCCAUUUAAUGUAUUUUUCAUAUUGCCUUUUUUCUCCCAGACAAGUGAUGUGAAGAUUUCAGAAAGCAGAUUUCCUUAUAUAGGAAAUAGCUAUAUUUUUAAACUGGAAAUCAUUUCAUUUCACAUAAUACUGGCAAUGGAUAUAAAAUAAUGAAGCAGAUAUUUACUUUUAUUUCACAAAAUCUCUCUGUUGUAUUGCUUGUUCUAUCAAGUGAAAUGUGCCCUUAUGUGACUGAUGAAUUUAGAGGUUUCAGUUGGCUGAUUUUAGUGGCCUCUAAACCAAGAGAGGCAUACUUUUCCAAUUUUCCACAAGCUGAUUAUGUUGCUCUUAUGGUGAUACUGUAAUACUGCCAGCACUGUCAGAAUCACAAGUAGGUUUACUACAGUAGAAGCAAUACAAACUUCUGUGUCCUGCUGCAGCCUGUUGAUUUAGCUUUACAUCAGCCAACAUUUUGUGACUCAGUAACAUAAAUCAGCUUAGUCUAAAGACUGAGUUAAGAAGUAUAUAAUGACCUGUUUACUGCUUAUAGUUUAAUGGGGAGAAAUAGUUUAAAGUGUCAAACAAAAAAAUAUAAUAUUUGAUCAAUGGCAUUUUUUUAGCCAUACCGAUUCAAUUCAAUGUGUUCGCAUUCUUAAAUUGUCCUUCGACAAUGGUCUCCAGAAUUAUUGGCAGCCUUGAUAAAUAUGCACAAAAAAUAUGUAUUAUUGUAAUAAUAAUAAUAAAUAUUAUUUAUAUACA
Conger conger (European conger) is the source of this 6218-nucleotide messenger RNA. It is a transcript of the gene plcl5, whose product is annotated as phospholipase C like 5. NCBI's taxonomy places the organism in Eukaryota, Metazoa, Chordata, Actinopteri, Anguilliformes, Congridae. The transcript has 6 exons. Bases 452 to 3841 code for a protein of 1129 amino acids. Gene Ontology annotation, biological process: lipid metabolic process; intracellular signal transduction. The record is from RefSeq and is a predicted model, not a curated record. Gene Ontology annotation, molecular function: phosphatidylinositol-4,5-bisphosphate phospholipase C activity.